Synchiropus splendidus (mandarinfish) is the source of this 2489-nucleotide messenger RNA. RefSeq lists its product as uncharacterized. The transcript is spliced from 3 exons. Lineage: Eukaryota; Metazoa; Chordata; Actinopteri; Syngnathiformes; Callionymidae. The record is from RefSeq and is a predicted model, not a curated record. The coding region runs from base 405 to 1481 and encodes 358 amino acids.
GGAACACCAUUUAAACUGGCCUUGGUUCAGCCUGACGGUAAAAUGGUCAAAAUCUCCUCACUUCCAGGAAUAAAAACUGGUGUGUAUGUGAGUGAUCCACCAGUUGUUGGCAGCCAAACUCUCACCUGCUCCUGCCGAAAUGGCAACACUAGAUUCUGACUGGCUCUGGAGUCGGUCCAGCUCUAUUUGAUCACUUUCAUCUUCUACCAUGUGACAGGAAUCUUUGUGAUGUCAUCAAUAAUGGACAGGCGAGGUGGUGACUGAACUAAGCUCAGAGUGGGACAGUCAUUUGCACUCUCCAAUUAAAGCAGCCUUGACAGGUCGCCCAGUCAAGUGCGGGCUGCAGACCAAACCCUGCCGACUGGCGUCGAGAGUCUCUCUGCUCUUUUGGGAAGCUUCACAAAAUGUCCUGCUCCCCGGGCAAGUGUGUCGCGGAAAAUCACAAGUUCAAAAAGAAGGACAGGAAGGACAGUCCGGAAAAGACAGUGAGGCCCGAGAAGAUGGAGAAGCUAGAGAGGACCGACAGCACUGGGAAUGGAGAGAAUGCUGAGAAGAGAGAGGCAAGAUCUAAAGCUGGGAAGGAGGAUGUUCCCCCGAAGAGGGUGGAAAAGAUCAGUCCUCGUUUUUCCAAGGAGUUUUGGAUGGAACUGCUGUCACGGGAAGAAUCUGAGAAAGUGGUGGGCGACAUCAUGGAGUACCAGAUGCAGAGGGUCAUGGCUGGCAACCUGCUGGUGGACAUCAAACGGCAGCGUGAGAAUUACACCGCCUACUGGGCCCGGAAUUACAUUCUGCAGAAAGUGACUCAGGAAUUAACCUGUCGAGACGAAGGAGAAGACCCAGAGGAAUCGUCCAAAACCGAAGACUCUGAGCUGGAGCCCUUAACCAUUGACAUGUGGGCCCCACGAUGUGUUCCAGCUCAGAAGAUCCUGCACUCUCCAGAGCCUGUCGACGAAAAGGAGGCUGAAGUUGAAAGGGUCAGAACAUCACCUGUGACUCGCUGGCAGCCCAAGGUUCCCGCCCCCAGCUCACCUGUCAGAAGAACUGCGACUUUAACAGAACCUCACAGGAAAAACCAGACUACCUCGGGCCCCAAACAGGGUGUUAAGAAGUCCCCUCCUCGGCCACCUGUCUCCACGACACACCUGCACGUGGACAGUAGAAAGUCAGCUGCGCUGGCACCUGUCUCGGACAUGAGGCAGGACGUGGACAGUGCGAUCCCCACAGACUCCCCGCUCUCCCUUCAAGCCGCCUCUCUCCAACCAAGAAAAUCAGCCAAGAGCCUCGAUCCUUCCAGUUUCCCUCACCACUGGAUCCUUCCUCAGUAUGAGAUCACAGACACCCCCUGCACCAAACCCGGCUAUAAGGCAACGGGGGGCUUCACUAAAAUCAUGAAGAAGAAUCCGACGUGUAAAGAUGGUGGAUCAAGACGGGCCACUGACCUGCGGCGUGGACUGUCGAGCAAGGACUUGGACAGGAAGUGAGGGGAUACACUCACCUGUACGCCCCUGGAAUGGCUGCCGCGCUGAGCUUCAGUCUCCGGGUGGAAUGAUUUCUCAUCAAGCUGAAGUCCUCUGGACACUCAAGGUCAAGCCAUGGACCCAAGGAAUUCGAGCAGCACCACAGACUGUAUGAACCUGAGUGACAUCAGGAGUAUGAUGUAAAUAUUUGUUGUCAAUUUCACUGUACAGAAAGUUGUUUUAAGCUGCUGUUUUCAGUUGGUAGAAUGAAGUGGCCAGCAGCACCACUGAGACCUCCAGACCCAGAGAUGGUACUAGUCCCAGUACUAAUGUGUUCCAUCCACACACGUAACUACCCUGCACUCUAGUAGUGGAGACCAGAGACCAUCAGCUGUGGGCCCGAGCUCACCUGUCAGAAGGACCGCCACUCUAAUAGAACCUCGAAAGAAAAACCAAACCACCAAGACCAAUGAGGGGCAGCGACCCCAAGACCAACUGAGUCCAGAAUCCAGAAGUCUAUGACAGACCCAGAUGUUUUGAAAUCUCAAAUAUGAGACUUAACCUCGUGGGGACCAGCGUCCGCCUGCUCAGUCAGACCCGGCAGCGUCCGCCUGCCCAGUCAGACCCGGCAGCGUCCGCCUGCCCAGUCAGACCCGGCAGCGUCCGCCUGCCCAGUCAGACCCGGCAGCAUCCGUGGUGAAGACUCCAGUUCAGGUGGCAGUGGAGAGGGAGGCAGACGUGUAGACAGGAGACGGAGACGGUGAGCGCUGGGAGCCCGUCUCACCCACAGAGCCGCUCAUGCUGGGGAGGGGAGGCGGCGAGUGAAGUCGAGCAGGAAGACGGGAUCUUGCUAAUUUAUUUACAGAUUUAAUUAGCUGGAUGGAGGCCUCGGAAGGAAGAGAGCGAUCGGGCGAGCGAGAGAGAGAGCGAGCGAGGGGAGACGUUGUUGCCAGCGUCGCGGCUCUUUCAUGAUCCCUGCGCUCCUCUGUCUGGGGAGCCGCUUCAUUAAAACCCUCAUUAUGUGACUUUUAA